AUGUCUGCAUUCUACGAGCUCCUCUCAUCCCAAAGUCAAGAGUUUCCACACAGCCACUCACCAGGAAGCAUCCGUUUCUCAGCCAUCCUCGCCGGCGUCCCCGAGGCCGCUCUUGAGACGAUGGAGGCCCGCAGCAAGGCCGACGCUACCGUGUCCCGCCUGAGCUGCGCCUCCUACCGCUACCGGAACAGCGGACGCAACGUCAAGGUGUACAACGCGUCAAGAUGCCGGGUGCUGAGCGCCAUCCAGGGCGGCCCCUUGGCCUGCUGCAUAGUGCCAAGCAGUUCCAGCUUCUACAUUCCCUGCUACACACCUCUCGCUUCGCGCUCCUCGCGCACUUGA
Molecule: messenger RNA, 342 nt
Organism: Gaeumannomyces tritici R3-111a-1
Lineage: Eukaryota; Fungi; Ascomycota; Sordariomycetes; Magnaporthales; Magnaporthaceae
Exons: 2
Coding region: 1-342 (113 amino acids)
Source: RefSeq, a predicted model, not a curated record